GUACAAUUGCAUUUGCUCUGUUUUUGUGUAUUGUUAUGUACCACCACCCCAUCACACACCAUCAUAUCAUAUGCAUUGCUAUUGUUUUUCAUGGCCCCCAUUGCUCUUCACUCCUACCACCUAUGAACCAUAAUAAUAACAAUAUUAAUAUUACUCCACCAUUACGCCGCCUCUCCUCUUGAUCUCGCCACCACACUCCCACCACAUUUCAAGAUUUCACAUCAAAAUCCCUCAAUUAUUUUUAAUAAUUCUCCACUGGUAUAGAACAAGUACUUGCACAUCUUGUAAAAUGCCUGAGCGAGCUCAUGAACUGGAAUAUGAUGAAUUUGAUAAGCUUCUUGGUGAGAUACCACGAGCUACCGUGACCGCCAACACCGAAGAAUAUGGAAGCUUUCCGUCUUCGAAGAACCCGAAAAAUCUCUACACACCUCCUGAAAAUGGUACAUUUCUUGAUACAUUAAGUGAUGAAAAGUUAUCAAUGAAAAGGGUCCAAUUCAUUGAAGGAAAUCUUCUGAAUGACCGAUCAUUCGCGUCGGUUUUUCAAGACUUGAGCAUCAAAGAUGGGCCAAUCAUGCUAUCUCCAACCGCGCCUUUGGUUAAUCCUCCAACGCCCUUCAAUGGGGUCGAGUUUAACGGGCAACAACUUGUCGCGAUCCCUAUGAUCCCGAAUAUGAAUCAACAACAGUUGUUUUAUCAUCCUUCGCAACACAAACCCGAGCCUCAUUUAACUUGGAGGAAUCUUGAAAAUGAACAAGAGUAUCAUCAUCAACUUCAUAUGCACCAGUUUUGUAAGAAUCUGCAUAUGGACAGUCAGCAGGCUGCACCACCUUCGCUGACUCGGUUCAUGACUCAUGCUAAUGGAAUGCAUGGCUCAAACCAAAAGGUCCCCGAAAGGAUACUCACAAGGUCGCGUGCAGGGAUGACCCGUGACCGUGACCCUCUUGGGUCCCUAAAAUUUGGUAGCUUUGAGCGAAAAGAUCCUGUUUCGAGUGUCGUGAAGCAGCCGUCGCAGAAAUCUGAUGAUCUUGGAGAGAGGAUAUAUUGCAUGGCGAAAGAUCAACAAGGAUGUCGUUCCUUGCAGAAGAAGUUUUCUGAAGGAACUAGAGAAGAUUUGGAGAACAUUUUCCGCGAGGUUAUAGUGCAUAUUAUUGAGCUAAUGACAGACCCUUUCGGAAACUAUCUUGUUCAGAAGCUUCUUGACGUGUGUGACAAGCAUCAACAUAUGCAGAUCCUUCGUGUUAUUACUCGAAAGCCUGGAGAUCUUGUUAGGAUCUCGUGUGAUAUGCAUGGGACUCGCGCUGUUCAAAAGGUCGUUGAAACUCUUAAGACGCGUGAACAGUGUUCUAUGGUUGUUUCGGCUUUGAAGCCCGGUAUCAUUGGCUUGAUGAAGAACAUGAAUGGCAAUCAUGUGGCACAGCGGUUCUUGCAGUACCUAAAACCCGAAUUCAAUGAGUUUCUUUUUGAAGCCGCAACUAUGAAAUGCAUGGAACUGGCAACAGACCGACACGGGUGCUGUGUGCUUCAGAAAUGUCUGAGCCAUUCUGAUGGUGAACCACGAAGGCGUUUGGUUCGUGAGAUCACUUCAAACGCUCUAAUUCUUUCACAAGAUCCAUACGGAAACUAUGUUGUACAAUAUGUGUUUGAGCUUCAAGUUCCGUGGGCAACAUCAGCCAUUCUUGAUCAACUGGAGGGUAACUAUGGGGACCUCGCUAUGCAGAAAUACAGUAGUAAUGUUGUUGAAAAAUGCCUGAAAUACGCGCGAGAAGAGUGCCGUGUUUGUAUUGUUAACGAGCUGAUGAAUAAUCCUCGUUUAGAUCAAAUCAUGCAGGAUCCUUAUGGAAACUAUGUCAUCCAGGCCGCACUUCGUUCUUCAAAGGGAGCUCUGCGCGAGGCGUUAGUCGAGGCAAUAAAGCCCCAUGUCCCCACGCUACGCACAAGCCCGUAUGGCAAAAAGGUUCUGUCAAGUAAUGGCCUCAAAAAAUAAGCUAAUUUGGUUCAAGAUUUUGUUUCUAGUUAAGGCGAUCGUUUGUUUUUAGAAAUAAAGGUUUUAAAAGCUUCUACCGGCCAUUAGCGGCUAAUUGUGUUUGUGCAAGAGACUAGGUCAGGAGUAACUUACUCCUCGUGUCAAAUUAUGGCGUGGGUGGGUUCUUGAUACGCGAAGGCUUUGGCCAUCCGUUUUUGUGGUUUGUUGUUCAACUAGAAGUAGUUGUUAAGGUUUUUUGGUGCAAUUAAGGAUAAAUCGGCUUUCUAACCGUGUAUGCAGGGUAUGCAUACACAAGCCGACGUGCUCGUUUGAGCGCGCAUUUGGAGUUUUAUUUGUCGUAUUUUUGUAGAACUAUAACAUUAAGAGGUGUUAUUCUUUGAAUAAUAUAUAAAUUUGCAUUCAUAAGCAUUAAAGUAA
Helianthus annuus (common sunflower) is the source of this 2401-nucleotide messenger RNA. Its product is annotated as pumilio homolog 12. Gene Ontology annotation, biological process: post-transcriptional regulation of gene expression. Gene Ontology annotation, cellular component: cytoplasm. Lineage: Eukaryota; Viridiplantae; Streptophyta; Magnoliopsida; Asterales; Asteraceae. The transcript is spliced from 7 exons. The record is from RefSeq and is a predicted model, not a curated record. Gene Ontology annotation, molecular function: mRNA binding. Bases 290 to 1984 code for a protein of 564 amino acids.